Carassius carassius (crucian carp) is the source of this 2960-nucleotide messenger RNA. RefSeq names its product zinc finger protein 518A-like. Bases 1 to 2541 code for a protein of 846 amino acids. The transcript has 2 exons. NCBI's taxonomy places the organism in Eukaryota, Metazoa, Chordata, Actinopteri, Cypriniformes, Cyprinidae. The record is from RefSeq and is a predicted model, not a curated record.
AUGAAUGGGGUCAAUGCCAACCCUGAUGCUCAGGUUGGGAAUGAAAAGAGGGGCAAUUGGCAUAAACGCCUGCGUCUCAGGAAGACCUCUUUUUCAUUCCCUGCUGAACGAAACACUGUGAAACAGGAGAGGGAUGUUAUGGCAUGUGGAUGGAAAGUAACAGAGAAGUCCAAAAAAUGGCCUCGACGUCUCGAGGCAGCAAACACCUUCAAGUGCUCCACGUGCAACGAUGGCAUCUCCUUCAGACCCCGCGAAAUAAAAAUGCAUUAUAAGAUCGCCCAUGGAGGCGAAGGAAGCCCACCGAUGUUUCCAUGCAACAUGUGCAAUUUCUCCUCGCCAGUGUUCACUACGCUUCAGCAGCACCGAAUGCAACACGAGGAUUGUUUGUUCGCUUGUGAGAUUUGUGAUGACAACGUCCAGCGAACGCUUUCCCAACUGACCAAACAUUGUCAAACCCACCAUGCUCUAAAAGGUCAAUACUACUGUCCGAAGUGCAAACUGUCCAUCCAGGAGAUUAAGCAGUUUGUGUGUCACUCGUGUUGCAUUACUAAUGGCAAUGCACAGAAAGAUGAUCUCUUAAAGCACAUGACUGCUGCAUGCCGUCAAAGGUGGAGCCGCAAAGAUUGGUGGAGAAAGCGGGCACACGUCAAGCAAGACAAUAACAUGUCCCAAGAGUUCAAGUUCUUACUUCCAAAACCAGACGCCCAAUGGACGUCCCCAUUGCUCCCGUUCUCCACACCCGGUCUACUGGACGACCACGGCGUCUUGCUGGAUCCAGAAAAGACCUUGGAGGAAACGCAGCAGUUUCUUGAGAGGACCAUUUGUAGUGCUAAAAACUGGCCUGCAUGUCUUAAAAACGAGCAAGCGGCAACAACACCCCAUCCAUCAAAAACGAAUGCGAAGCGAUGUGUCACGCCACACACUGGGAAAGAUAAGCUAAGUGGACUCAUGGAGAAAAACAAUAUAUCCAUUCCCCCAGAUUGCACUACAAAGGUGGUCAGGUUCAAGAUGGUGGACGGCAAAAAGCAUUUAGUUCUCAAAGUCAUUCCUUCAAACAAGCGAGACGCUUCGAAGGAUACUCACACUGUGAAACCUGCCAAUCAGCAAGACGAAUCCAAUGAUAUUUCAAUCGCUAAUACCUCAGGAAACUGUUCUCAGGUGACUUUUAUAAAGGCUUCGACCCAAAGACAGAAGCAGGGACGAUGUGUAGCACAGCGGAACUUUUUGUCUUCGGUGUUUGAGAGGAUAAAAAGCCAACAAACAGAUGGAUGCAACAAUCAGGAAACUGCACCCAUUAAAGCACGCAACCGUAAUUCACAUAUUCAAAGUCCCCGUGCAAAAAGAGCGGAAGACUGCCAAGACAAAGCUCUCAGAGAAUCCCAGGAAAACUUUACCACAUGCCAAGGAGAUUCAGGAUGCCAUAGUGAUCUGACCUCGGAUACAGGUUCUUUGGAAGAAAGGUGUAGGUGUUCACGACUUCUUACAACGGUGUUUGAUGAAGAACACAAUCUUGCACUGGAUUCAAACUGCAUUAACCAUCAACCAAACACAUGCUCCAUCUCUGGGUUUGAUUGCGUGAGUCCGUCCUCUAGAUCUCCCUUAAAGGAUCGGACUGAGUCUUUGUGUCAAAGUGAAGCAGGGGGCCUGUUAUUCCAUGGCAAUGCUGACGAAUGCACAAACAACAUGGACCCCAGAGAUUCUCUGGUCCCAGUAGAAAGCCUCAGUGCUCCAGACCAGCUUCACAUGGUGGGUGAGCUGCCUUUAACAACAGCCAUCCAUUGGCACAACAGCUCUGAUGAACAUCUGAAAGAUUUAACACACGCUGGAGGUACAAGCCAGCGAUCUGAUCCGGUCUCUUUGCUGCCUGAUGAUUCAAACUCUUCCACAUCUGCAUCAGUUUCUGGAUCCAGCUCGUCAGGCGGCCCUCUCACAUCGCUGAACAGAAAGCGCAUGGUGGAAACGUCCUCGGCUGACCCUCCCAUCAGUAAAUCCCCGAAGCAAUCAGAAGACUCUGUCCUCUUCUGGGAGCCGGUGCCUCGAGACGCUUCGGUGACUCUUCGACUGAUUCCCUACAGCUCUUCGCAAUCUGUUAAAAUCCCUCGCGACAAGCAGCCUGUCAUAGUUCUCAACCAUCCCGACACUGAUAUCCCCGAAGUCACAAACAUCAUGAAAGUCGUUCACAAGCACAAAGGAAAUGUGCAACGUGUCGUACUUUCUCAUAAAACUCUCCGAGCUCUUUCCGAGUUUAACUGCGACUCCCUUCGCCAUAACUUUGUCGCUAAUUGCCACGCAUCCCACCGCAGGAGAGAAUGGCCAAACGGGACGGUUAAAGAACGGUUCAGCUUGAAACUGAGGCUCAGAAGAGUGUGUGGAAGAAAAUACACCGUAGUGCCAACAGUGUCGGGAAGCAUCGUUCUUCAGCCAACGUUUAAAUGCUGGUUCUGCGGGCGGCUUUUCACAAACCAGGAAGCUUGGGUGGGUCACGGACAAAGGCAUCUAAUGGAAGCAACCAGAGGGUGGAACCAGCUCUUCAACAGAUAGAAAUGCAUUCAUCUUCAUUUUUAAGAAGGGUUACUGUGUGCAUCUUAGGGUGAGAAAUAUACAGUCGUGGUCCAAAUACGUUUCGUUCUUUACAGUAAUAAACCCUUGUCGGGUGACUGACUCUUUCAAGUUGACACGAGCAAGCAUUAUGUAUUUCGCUCCACGAUGUGAAAACGUGCAGUGCAUUAUCUAGUAGAUUAAAAAUCACUGUUUUGAGACAGUGUGUGAUUACUGCAGAGAUCUCAGGUGAUAUUCCACUCAACAUCAGUUUGUCUUAAUACUUUAUGUAGUUUUGCAUUAUUUUAUUGCUUUAUUUUUGAUAGGGUGUGUGUCAUUUAACCAUUAUUAUACUUUGUUGCUUUACUAAUCAUCUCUCAUAAGGCUUUGUGAUUGAAAUGUUUACAGAAAUUGUUGAUUGU